Calidris pugnax (ruff) is the source of this 9382-nucleotide messenger RNA. RefSeq names its product tetratricopeptide repeat, ankyrin repeat and coiled-coil containing 2 (gene TANC2). NCBI's taxonomy places the organism in Eukaryota, Metazoa, Chordata, Aves, Charadriiformes, Scolopacidae. Gene Ontology annotation, cellular component: dendritic spine. Gene Ontology annotation, biological process: regulation of dendritic spine morphogenesis. Gene Ontology annotation, molecular function: protein binding. The transcript has 25 exons. Bases 762 to 6503 code for a protein of 1913 amino acids. The record is from RefSeq and is a predicted model, not a curated record.
UCCUGGGCUGCAUUGCCAGCCCUUCGGCUUACUCCGGAAUGUUGGGGAGAGCAUCCCUGACCCCUUCCCUCCUCCGGGGUGCUGAGCCAUCCCUCACCUAUUCCUCCAGCCCUUUGCUCUAACAAAAAGAGCAAAUUAAACUGCGCCAUAGAAAGAAACUGUAAAAAAUACUUCAUUCUUCCCCCGAGGGAGGCGUGGAGUCUACGUUUGCUGCAGCGUUCUGGAAGGGAAGGCUCUUUAACGCCGGGAGGCUUAACGAAGAGAGAAGGCUUGUGUGGCUGUGUGAGCUCUGCCGAAAUUCAGCUCGGAGCCUGCUCCCCGGGGAUGGGGAGGAUGCAGAAGUGAUGCAGGGAGAUGGUGGUGGUGGUGCUUUUGGGAGCGGAGCUUGACAUCAGCAGCAGGAAGUGUCACCUGUAACAUCAUCCUGACGUGGGGAGCAGCAGGAUGGAGCUGGGAAGACGGGGGGGAAAGCGGAGCAGGGUCUGAGCCAAGUGCUGCUCCGAAGGCAACGGAGCCCCAGGUGACACCAGCCCGGCUGCCUCCUGCUGCAGGACCACACUCCCAGGUGAUGGGGAGAGAAAACAAAGCCCCCCCCUUUGAGGAAAGCAAAGUUUGUUGAGAGCCCUCGAAUCCCCGAGUCUGAGCUUGGCUCCCCAACACUCUCCUCGGCACAGAAACUGGACGUUGAUGCGUUCUGCCCUGGUGACGCUGAGCAGGAGCUGGGACCCCCUCCAUCCGUCGAUGAGGCAGCAAAUACACUCAUGACUCGCCUGGGCUUCCUCCUGGGAGAGAAAGUCACGGAGGUACAGCCAGGGCCCCAGUACAGCAUGGAGGUGCAGGACGAGAACCAGAGCUCGGCGGUGACGCAGCGCAUCAGCCCCUGCUCCACGCUGACCAGCAGCACGGCCUCGCCGCCCGCCAGCAGCCCCUGCUCCACGCUCCCCCCCGUCACCGCCACUGGCACCCCCAAGGACUGCACCUACGGGCCCGUCACCAGCCCCACCUCCACGCUGGAGAGCAGGGACAGCGGCAUCAUCGCUACUCUGACAAGCUACUCAGAAAAUGUGGAACGCACCAAGUAUGGAGGGGAAAGCAGUAAAGAACUUGGGUCUGGAGGAAACCUGAAGCCUUGGCAGUCCCAGAAGUCCAGCAUGGACUCCUGCUUGUACCGCGUGGAUGAGAACAUGACGGCGUCCACCUACAGCCUCAACAAGAUCCCCGAGAGGAACCUGGAGACGGUCUUGUCCCAGUCAGUCCAGUCCAUUCCUCUUUACCUGAUGCCACGGCCAAAUUCAGUAGCAGCCACCAGCUCAGCCCACUUAGAGGACCUGGCGUACCUGGAUGAGCAGCGACACACUCCCCUGCGCACCUCCCUCCGGAUGCCGCGGCAGAGCAUGGCCGGCGCCCGCACGCAGCAGGACCUGCGAGUCCGCUUCGCACCGUACCGCCCUCCCGACAUCUCCCUGAAGCCGCUGCUCUUCGAGGUGCCCAGCAUCACCACCGAGUCCGUCUUCGUUGGCCGGGACUGGGUUUUCCACGAGAUCGACGCGCAGCUGCAGAGCUCCAACGCCAGCGUCAACCGGGGCGUCGUCAUCGUCGGGAACAUCGGCUUUGGAAAAACAGCCAUCAUCUCCAGGCUGGUGGCCCUCAGCUGCCACGGGACACGGAUGCGACAGAUCGCUUCUGACAGCCCCCACGCCUCCCCGAAACAUGUGGAUGCAAACCGAGAGCUGCCCUUGGCCCAGCCGCCCUCUGCUCACUCCUCCAUCGCCAGCGGGAGCUGCCCGGGGACCCCCGAAAUGCGCCGGCGCCAGGAGGAGGCCAUGAGGAGACUCGCUUCCCAGGUGGUGGCUUAUCACUACUGCCAGGCUGACAACGCCUACACCUGCCUGGUGCCGGAGUUCGUGCACAACGUGGCCGCCCUGCUCUGCCGCUCGCCCCAGUUCGUGGCCUACAGGGAGCAGCUCCUGCGGGAGCCCCAUCUCCAGAGCAUGCUCAGCCUGCGCUCCUGCGUGCAGGACCCCAUGGCCUCCUUCCGCAGGGGCGUCCUGGAGCCCCUGGAGAACCUGCACAAAGAGAGGAAGAUCCCCGAUGAAGAUUUCAUUAUAUUAAUCGAUGGUUUAAACGAGGCUGAAUUUCACAAGCCCGAUUAUGGAGACACUAUAGUAUCAUUCCUGAGCAAAAUGAUUGGAAAAUUCCCUUCCUGGCUGAAGCUGGUCGUGACAGUCAGGACAAGCCUACAGGAAAUAAUUAAGCUGUUGCCCUUCCACAGAAUAUUUUUGGACAGACUGGAAGAGAAUGAAGCCAUAGACCAGGACCUGCAGGCGUAUAUCCUCCAUCGGAUCCACAGCAGCUCGGAGAUCCAGAACAACAUCUCGCUCAACGGCAAAAUGGACAACACCACGUUUGGCAAACUCAGUUCUCACCUCAAGACCUUGAGCCAAGGCUCCUAUCUGUACCUAAAACUCACUUUUGAUCUCAUAGAGAAAGGAUACCUGGUACUCAAAAGCUCCAGCUACAAAGUCGUCCCGGUGUCUCUGUCAGAAGUUUACCUGCUGCAGUGCAAUAUGAAGUUCCCAACGCAGUCUUCCUUUGAUCGGGUCAUGCCUCUCUUGAACGUGGCCGUGGCAUCUCUGCAUCCACUAACAGAUGAACAUAUUUUUCAGGCCAUUAACGCAGGUAACAUUGAGGGCACUUUGGAGUGGGAUGACUUUCAGCAGAGGAUGGAGAACCUUUCUAUGUUUCUUAUCAAACGUAGAGAUAUGACGCGAAUGUUUGUUCAUCCCUCUUUCCGAGAAUGGCUCAUUUGGAGAGAAGAAGGUGAAAAGACCAAGUUUCUUUGUGAUCCGAGGAGUGGCCACACAUUACUUGCCUUCUGGUUUUCCCGUCAAGAAGGAAAACUAAAUCGACAGCAAACUAUUGAACUGGGACAUCACAUUCUCAAAGCACAUAUUUUUAAGGGGCUGAGUAAAAAAGUUGGGGUCUCUUCUUCCAUCCUGCAAGGGCUUUGGAUCUCCUACAGUACUGAAGGCCUUUCGAUGGCUUUGGCAUCUCUGAGAAACCUCUACACCCCAAACAUAAAGGUCAGUCGGCUGCUGAUUUUAGGAGGUGCAAACGUGAAUUAUCGGACGGAAGUUCUGAACAACGCGCCCAUUUUAUGUGUCCAAUCCCACCUGGGUUACACCGAGAUGGUGGCUUUGCUCUUGGAGUUUGGGGCCAACGUAGAUGCCGCUUCGGAAAGUGGCCUGACCCCCCUUGGCUACGCGGCCGCUGCUGGAUUCCUCAGUAUCGUCGUGCUGCUCUGCAAGAAACGGGCCAAGGUGGAUCAUUUGGACAAAAACGGUCAGUGCGCUCUGGUUCACGCUGCUCUCAGAGGACACUUGGAGGUGGUGAAGUUCUUGAUCCAAUGCGACUGGACCAUGGCCGGGCAGCAGCAGGGAGUGUUUAAGAAGAGCCACGCCAUCCAGCAGGCCCUCAUCGCUGCGGCCAGCAUGGGGUACACCGAGAUUGUCUCCUACCUGCUCGAUCUUCCAGAAAAAGACGAAGAGGAGGUGGAGCGAGCACAAAUCAACAGCUUUGACAGCCUUUGGGGAGAGACAGCUCUGACGGCGGCGGCGGGGCGCGGGAAGCUGGAGGUCUGCCGGCUCCUCCUGGAGCAGGGCGCUGCCGUGGCCCAGCCCAACCGCCGCGGGGUCGUCCCGCUCUUCAGCGCUGUCAGACAAGGCCACUGGCAGAUCGUCGAUCUCCUGCUCACGCACGGUGCCGAUGUGAACAUGGCAGACAAGCAGGGCCGGACGCCGCUGAUGAUGGCCGCAUCUGAGGGACAUCUGGGCACGGUGGAGUUUCUGCUUGCACAAGGUGCCUCCAUUUCCCUGAUGGACAAGGAGGGCUUGACAGCCCUCAGCUGGGCUUGUCUGAAGGGACAUCUCUCCGUGGUGCGGUCCCUGGUGGAGAACGGAGCUGCCACCGACCACGCGGAUAAAAACGGCCGCACUCCGCUGGACCUGGCAGCUUUUUACGGCGAUGCAGAGGUGGUUCAGUUCCUGGUGGACCAUGGGGCCAUGAUCGAGCACGUCGACUACAGCGGGAUGCGGCCCCUGGACAGGGCGGUGGGGUGCCGCAACACCUCGGUCGUCGUCACUCUCCUGAAGAAAGGAGCCAAGAUAGGUUGUCAGACGUUACCGAGUCGCCCACGAGGUCCAGCAACAUGGGCGAUGGCAACCUCCAAACCAGACAUCAUGAUCAUCCUCUUGAGCAAGCUGAUGGAGGAGGGAGACAUGUUUUAUAAGAAAGGUAAAGUGAAAGAGGCUGCCCAGCGCUACCAGUACGCUCUGAAAAAAUUCCCCAGGGAAGGGUUUGGAGAAGACCUGAAAACUUUCCGGGAGCUGAAGGUGUCGCUCCUCCUCAACCUCUCGCGGUGUCGAAGGAAAAUGAAUGACUUUGGAAUGGCGGAGGAAUUUGCUACUAAAGCACUGGAGCUGAAACCGAAAUCUUACGAAGCUUACUAUGCAAGAGCGAGGGCCAAACGCAGCAGCAGGCAGUUUUCAGCAGCCCUGGAGGACCUGAACGAGGCCAUCAAGCUGUGUCCCAACAACCGGGAGAUCCAGCGGCUGCUGAUGCGUGUGGAGGAGGAGUGCAGUCAGGUGCAGCAGCAGCAGCAGCAGCAGCAGCAGCCGCCGCCGCCGCCGCUCCCGGUGGAGCCCGAGCCCGAAGCCCAGCAUGAAGAGCUCUAUUCUGUGCAAGACAUCUUUGAGGAGGAAUACCUCGAGCAGGACGUAGAAAACGUCUCCAUCGGCCUGCAGACAGAGUCCAGGCCAAACCAAGGGCUGCCCAUCAUCCAGAGCCCGCCCCCGUCCCCGGCUCACAGGGACUCGGCCUAUAUUUCUGGCUCACCUCUUGGCUCUCAUCAGGUCUUCGAUUUCAGGUCCAACAGCUCCGUGGGUUCGCCGACCAGGCAAGGGUACCAGUCCACCUCUCCUGCUCUGUCUCCGACGCACCAAAACUCACAUUACAGACCCAGUCCUCCUCACACCUCCCCUGCUCACCAGGGCUCCUCUUACCGCUUCAGCCCACCUCCUGUUGGAAGCCAAGGGAAGGAAUAUCAAAGCCCUCCCCCUUCACCUCUCCGUAGAGGUCCUCAGUAUCGUGCCAGCCCCCCAGCAGAAAGCAUGAGCGUUUACAGGUCACAGUCCGGUUCCCCGGUUCGUUAUCAGCAAGAACCUAGCGGGGUCAGCCAGCUCCCCGGUAGACCAAAGUCUCCGUUGUCCAAGAUGACACAGAGGUCCUUCCAGAUGCCCCAGCUCCCCGUGGCCGUGCCACAGCAAGGGCUGAGGCUGCAACCAGCCAAGGCUCAGAUCGUGAGGAGCAACCAGCCCAGCUCCGCCGUCCACUCGAGUACUGUAAUCCCGACCGGUGCCUACAGCCAGGUUGCCCACUCGAUGGCCAGCAAGUACCAGUCGGCGUCGGGGGAAAUGGGGGUUAGCCAGAGCAGGUUGGUCUACCAGGGCUCCAUCGGUGGCAUCGUAGGUGACAGCAGACCAGUGCAGCACGUCCAGGCGAGCCUCAGCGCCGGAGCCAUCUGCCAGCACGGAGGGUUGGCUAAAGAAGACCUUCCCCAGAGACCGUCCUCGGCCUACAGGGGAGGGAUGAGAUACAGCCAGACGCCUCAGAUCGGGCGCAGCCAGUCCGCUUCCUACUACCCGGUGUGUCACUCCAAGCUUGACCUGGAACGUUCUUCCCUCCCCGCCAACCAGCUGGGCUCUCCAGAUGUGUCUCACCUCAUAAGAAGGCCCAUCUCGGUCAAUCCCAGCGAAAUCAAGCCUCACCCACCGACUCCGAGGCCCCUGCUCCACUCUCAGAGCGUCGGCCUCCGCUUCUCUCCUUCCAGCAAUAGCAUCUCCUCCACCUCCAACCUGACUCCCAACUUCCGCCCCUCGGCUUCGAUUCAGCAGAUGGAGAUCCCUCUCAAGCCAGCCUACGACAGAGCGUGCGAUGAACUUUCUCCGGUCUCUCCCACGCAGGGGGGUUACCCCAGCGAGCCCGCCCGAUCCCGGACCACGCCGUUCAUGGGAAUCAUAGAUAAAACGGCUCGGACUCAGCAGUACCCCCACCUCCAUCAGCAGAACAGGACCUGGGCUGUGUCGUCCGUGGACACUGUCAUUAGUCCUACGUCUCCUGGGAAUCUCCCCCAGCCCGAAUCGUUUAGCCCGCCUUCUUCAAUCAGCAACAUUGCCUUUUAUAACAAAACCAACAAUGCACAGAAUGGCCAUUUGCUAGAGGAAGACUAUUACAGCCCCCAUGGGAUGCUGGCCAAUGGGUCCCGGGGAGACCUCCUGGAGAGAGUCACCCAAGCCUCCUCGUAUCCCGACGUCAAGGUGGCGAGGACACUGCCUGUGGCACAGGCCUACCAGGACAACCUGUACAGGCAGCUCUCCAGGGACUCCAGGCAAGGGCAGACAUCCCCAAUCAAACCAAAGAGACCAUUUGUGGAGUCUAAUGUGUAAAAGACGCUUGUUGGAGUAAGACCCUCAUGUUUUUCAGCACACACUUCCAAGCUUGAUUUCCAUGCAUAUUAUUAUUAUUAUUAUUAUUUUUAUUUCUCUUUUUUGGUAGCUCCAUGACCAAGUUUCUCCGGUACUUUGUGUGGUGGUCAGACAGCCAUGCACGUGCUGCAGCCCUUCCGUUCCCCAGCCGACCGUGAAGCCACCAUCAGCUGAGCCAGUCUCCUUUGCCCAAUUCCAGCUGAAUUCCCCACCAGGAUAUCUUAGUGACGUGGCGCGGGGGGGGUCCAGAAACAGCCCCCGUGCAACGGGAGGUAACCAGCUCCUUUUCAAGAGACGAUGGCGAUCGUUUUUAAUGGGUUUCUUUGGUCUCCACGAGCUCUCUUCUGGUGGGAAGUCCUAGUGGGAGCAGAGCAGGGAUCACCGGAGCCUUUCCCGAGGCUGCAUCCACAGGUCCUCAUGCCGGCCGGGUCCUUUGGCUCUUUGCCCCCCCCCUCAAAGAGCAAACUACCCGCAGGGAGGUGUUUUAAUUCCACGUAGCUGUGCGCAGUAACCGUCCUGCUCCCUCUGGUUUGUAGCUCUUCAUCCGAGUUGGAUUCCUUCCUCCUUUAGUCGCGCCAUCAGCCAGAAGGGGAGGGGACCACACCGGGUUCUGCUGCUCCUCCAGCUCCCUGCCGGGUGCCCCAGCACUGCUGUGCCCGGGGGGGCAUUUUAGAAGCAGUGGGCAAUUAACGUGAGCCCUUCGUAUGUGAUUUAAUGAGCUGAGGGAGGGAACCUCUAGUGCGUGGACCGGGAUUGCGACAACUUCUUCGCGUUUUCUCCGGGAGGGUUUAGUGUUGGGGGGGGUUCCCUUUGGUGAGGUUUUUUUCCCUCGCAAGGAAGAACAAAAAAUCUGACUUGGCAAAUGGUCUUCGAGGAGGAAAAUUGCGAUGUUAAAUUUGUAAUUUUUUUAUUUUAUUUUAUUUUAUUUUUUAAAAUGGCGAUGCACAAGGUGGCACGAUGGUUCUUGAGACAGGAAGGGUCCUUCUGCAGACCCAGCCCCUCCCCAUCCCUCCCCUCGGGGAGCUGCUGCCGGAGCGAGGACCGUCCUCCGCUGAGAUCCACUCCCAAAAUCCUGGAAAGCAAUUCCCCGUGUUCCGUACCUGUACAUGGCAGAGACCGUGUUUUGCUUUUUAAGGGCCUGUAGUUAAAAGAGAGAUAUUUAUAAUUUAUUUAUGCGACCUACUUCAAGGCAUUGUUUGGGUUGGGUUCUUUUUUCUAUUUCUUUUUUUUUUUUUCUUAAAUCACAUCAAGACAGUGUGAAAAAGCAAGGGAUGCUUCCAAAAUCUGUUUUUCUGGGAUUUUUCAAUAAUUUUUCAGUUAUUCUCUGAAUUUUUUUGGGGGGGAGAGGUGGAAGGGCUUUGUUUACAGUUUCAUUUAUUACUGCUGGGUUCCUAAUCUGCCUUUUCAGUUACCGAGGGCGAAGGGUGGGAUGAGGGGGAGGGAGAGGGCUGACCCUGGGGCUGGUUUUAAAGCAGAAUUAGUGCCUGUUGCCCCUGCUCGACCUCACUCAUAUCAACUCUUGGAGCGAUCCCAGCGCUGAGCAGGAGGAGCGAUAACCUUUCCGUGUUUCCCAAGGGCUAAUGAGCAGGAGAUUGUGAGACUUCUUGAACCAAAUCACGGUGCCCGACCUCCAGCUGGUGUAAAUGAGCAUAUCCCCCCCCUGCAGCCCCAUCCCUUUACACCAGAUACGGACUUAGCCCCAAAUUCUUUAGCAACCCCUGGUUUCCAUGGGGUUUUGGUUUUAUUUCUGGUGUCUGUGUGUGGAUCAGCCCAUCUCGUUGCUCAUUUCGUUGCCUGAUUUGCUCAAACUGGGACGUGUGCACCUUGGGAUGGUGCAGGUUUGUGUCUCAUAGACACGUUGAGAACAUUCCCGGGGGAGGAGGAGGAGGAGGAGGGAUUCCUCCAUGGGGUUUGGAGAUUUUUAUGCCCUUUGGGGCUUUUUGGUAUUUGUCUGAGCCGGUAUUUGGAUUGAGUUUGGUGGUUUCUUUCUCGAGGUGCAACCCAGGGCUGACUCUUUGCUUUACGACAGGGCUCUGUAAGGCUGGGGGGGGGCACUCAGCUCCAUGCACUAUUUCUCUCCUUGCAAAGGGGGUCUGAUGAGGGUGGUUUUUUAAGUUCCUCUCUAUUUUUCGAAGCAGUAUGUUCUGCUUUUGAAGGAAAAACCGAUUCCUCCUCCGCGUGCGGCGCGUCUCUCGCUGGGACAUCCUCUCCGCGGCUCCGGAGCGGCACCACUCGCUUCGCCCAACACCUCCCAUCCAGGAGUGGCUUCUUGCCUUUAGUUGCUUCUUUAAAAGGGAAAAGUAGCCAAAUUCAGCCCCGUCCCCCUUUUUGCGGGGCUGAGCGGGACACACUGGGGCCGUCGGCCGGUUCUUUGCCGCCCGGAUGCAGACGGGACCCGCUUUGCUUCCCCUUCCCACCUCCUGGUCCUCCCGGUGCCGUCCCCUCGCAGAGCCCCGGGGUGUAACUUUGGGGUUUAUGAAGGUGUUUUAAGGGAAAAAGAAAACAUCUCACACUCGUAGACACAAAGGCCAAGCUGAAAGGAGGCUUAAAUACUGCGGCGUGCAGGGGUUUUUUUUUCAUGAUACCACGUGUUACAUUUUUCACGGGAUUCUUGCACUAAUGGUUUUCCAUCUGUUCUCUCUGUAAAUGGGUGCACUUUACUGUUUGGAUUUGUUACUAUGAUAAAUACUGGAUAUUUAAGCGUGAGUAGUGUCUUCAUUAGAAAAUAGCAGAACAGCUCUUGUCUCUUAGUGUAUUUUUCAAAAAAAAAAAAACAAAAAACAAAAAAGAAGAGAAACUAAGCAAUGAAUCAUAACAUUUAUAGCACAAGAACUGACUCC